CCAUUACGGAUAAAUUUGAGUUUUUCGAGUAGAAGUAGGCAGUACUUAUGAUAAACAGAAAAACCAUAACAAGCCUCUAAUGGCCGUUCUCUUUCACUUCUACCCAACAAAACCCUAGUUCCGAAGAAUUCCAACAAAUCCUUUUCAUUUCUCACCACUCACUCACCCACAGAACCCAUGGCGACAACUACUACUAUAUCAACUGCGUUUCAGUUCCCUAAAUUACAUGUUUCUCGAAUCAAUUGCUUCAAGAAUGCCGCUUCUCCUUCAAUUCUUCGUACCUCGUCAUCAUUAAGGUUUCCAAAGAUACAACAAGUAAAUCAUAAAGUGGCAUGUCCACUGAUACGGAAACGGAAUGCUGGAGUGGUUUGUGCAGCUGCAUCUGCUGCAGGAAGUUCAGAUAGUGACGCAAAUCCUUAUGAGGUUAUUGGUGUAAGUUCCAUAGAGGGAUUUGAAAUGAUUAAGGCGGCAUAUACAAGAAGGCGAAGGGAGGCUGAGAGAAAUGGUGAUGAAGCCACUGUAGCUCGAUUAGAAAAGGCAUAUGAUAAAGUUAUGAUGGCACAGCUAACAAAUCGGAAAAAGGGCUUGACAGUUGGUUCCUUUAAGGUCUCGAAGGACAUAAAAUAUGCUGAUAGACAACCAAUUGUACCAUGGGGCCCAAGGUUUUCGAAAUCCAGUGUACAGGAUAUGCGAAUAAACCUGGCAAUAUCUGCUGUUUUUACCGCUUGGAUAGUUAUCAAACGGAGUGCUGAAUGGAAGCCUCUGCAGUUUUUAGCUUUUGUAUUUGUAUAUCGAAUAUUUGAGAAGUUGAAAUCUUCAGAACCAUCUGUUUCUCCUACAUUUAAUGAAGAAGGUGAGGAUGAAGGGCGGGGAUUGAGAAUGGGAAAACGAAUUCUUCGUUCCCUUUCAUUAGUUUUUGGUUGUAUUACUGUUACUUCACUGGGAUUCACUGGUAUUUUAAACGUGAUUGAGAUGCUUGGCAGUUUCAUUCCUUCUUUCCUCUAUAAUAACCAGGAACUAUUUAUCACUUCCGCAACUGCUGUUAUGCUCUACAUCUUGGCCUCAUUUUAUAGAUGAUCAGGAAAUUUGUAUUUCAUAAGAAGGGUAGAGUUAAUUUUGCAACAAACUAUUGCGAGGUUAUAGGUCUUUAGCUAUUAUCUUUGGUGUCAAAUUUUGCGAGUGAGGUACAGCUAUUACUUCUUCAAUAAAGAAGCUUCCUAAUUUUUGCUGAAAACCAGUUUUUAGUUUAAA
This is a messenger RNA of Papaver somniferum (opium poppy), 1251 nucleotides long. RefSeq lists its product as uncharacterized. Bases 178 to 1077 code for a protein of 299 amino acids. Gene Ontology annotation, cellular component: chloroplast membrane. The transcript is spliced from 10 exons. Lineage: Eukaryota; Viridiplantae; Streptophyta; Magnoliopsida; Ranunculales; Papaveraceae. The record is from RefSeq and is a predicted model, not a curated record.